Osmia lignaria (orchard mason bee) is the source of this 7664-nucleotide messenger RNA. RefSeq names its product activated Cdc42 kinase (gene Ack). Gene Ontology annotation, biological process: protein phosphorylation. Gene Ontology annotation, molecular function: ATP binding; protein binding; protein tyrosine kinase activity. The record is from RefSeq and is a predicted model, not a curated record. NCBI's taxonomy places the organism in Eukaryota, Metazoa, Arthropoda, Insecta, Hymenoptera, Megachilidae.
ACGAACAGUAUCAAGUUUCAACCGUGCAUAAGUCCGUGGCAGUAGGCGAAUUUGUGUAUCGUCGGACGGAUCGGCGUUUCGUGUUGGUCGUGUGAAGUUUCAAAAAGCCGACGAAAAUGUGGUGGACGCGUUUCGAAGCAGCGAACGAGGCGCGUCCGAUCGGAUUUAUUUGAGAAGGGUCGAAAAGCGCGAACCCGUUUUAGGUUAAAACUCUCCGUUGUCGGGUGCAUAACAAUGCGUUGCGUGAGAAAUUCGUACGGUGAAAGUCUGUCGGACGCCGUUCGGUUGGAAAUCCAAUGAAAAGAACAUUGUUGCGAAUCCUCUGUCUGCUACUCCUCCUUUUGAGCAUCCUUUUUCUCGUGCGCGUCCCGUCUGCUCUUAACUCGCAAAGUAACAGACGAACAAGGAAGUGAAAAGGACGAGAAAAAAAAAAGAAAUGUCAAGACUCCUCGAGUGGCGAUGAUUCUACUCGAAUUUCAUCGUCGCCUUCGUUGAUUUUCAUAUAGUGUUUCCUCUUGUUGUCUACUCAUCGAGACCGUAAACACACGGAUUCCCAUAGCGACGAUCACGCACGCCGACGGAAUGGAAACGUAACUUUUCUCGAGGCUGGUUUUUCUCGUUAAAAGGAUAUUAGAACAAUUGAAUAUGGCAGAUGAUGAGGGAACCGAAUGGCUGCAAGAACUAUUGCACGAUGUUCAGCUCUCUCAGUUCUUCACCAGGAUAAGGGAUGAUCUGCAGGUUACUAGACUGCACCACUUUGACUAUGUGCAGUCAGAGGACCUUGAAAAGAUAGGUCUAGGAAAGCCAGGCAUCAGACGCUUAUUGGAUGCUGUUAAGAAAAAGAGGACCACACAAUGGAAGAAAAGCUUAAUGACUAAGAUUAGACCUGGUAGCAGUACCAAAAGUAAUAAAAGAUCUUCUCAACCGGUUGAAGGUUCCUCUGUGUUAACAUGUCUGAUUCAGGACAAGGAUGUGAUGCUAUCGAUAAAACUGGGCGAUGGCAGUUUCGGUGUUGUUAGAAAGGGAGAGUGGACCUCUCCUUCUGGUAGAGUGUUACCAGUUGCAGUGAAGGUUCUUAAAGCAGAUGCUUUGACACAGCCAAGCGUCAUAGAAGACUUUGUUUCUGAGGUCCAAGCAAUGCACACACUGGACCAUCACAAUCUCAUUCGAUUGUACGGAGUGGUGUUAUCACAGCCAAUGAUGAUGGUGACAGAACUCGCGCCUCUUGGAGCACUAUUAGACUACCUGCGGAAACAGGGUGGUCGGAUUUCAGUAUUAACCAUCUGCAAUUACGCUUUACAAGUGGCCACUGGGAUGGCUUACUUGGAAGCAAAACGUUUCUUGCAUCGCGACUUGGCCUGCAGAAACGUUCUCCUAAGUACAGUGGAUAAAGUGAAGAUCGGUGACUUCGGCCUAAUGAGGGCACUGCCUCAACAGGAAGAUUGUUACGUGAUGACUGAACACAAGAAAGUGCCGUUUCCUUGGUGUGCCCCAGAAUCCCUGAAAGCCCGUCAAUUCAGCCACGCAUCGGAUGUCUGGAUGUUCGGUGUCACGUUGUGGGAGAUGCUUACCUUUGGCGAGGAGCCAUGGGUGGGUUUGAAUGGGUCCGAAAUCCUGCGGAAGAUCGACAGAGAAGGAGAACGAUUGCACGAACCAGAAGCAACGCCACCAGUAAUGUACCAACUGAUGCUGCGCUGUUGGGCCCGCGAACCAUCGGAGAGACCGACUUUCGCAUCUCUACGGACGUCCCUGACUGGGAUGGUCCCGGCUGUAAUGAAAGCGGUAAAUCAUUUCGAGGAAACUGAUAAAAUGACCAUCGAACAAGGUGAUCAGAUAGUCAUCUUGGACGGUCGACCAGAGAAUUACUGGUGGAAGGGUCAGAAUCAACGAACUUUCCAAAUUGGACCCUUCCCCCGUUGCUUAGUCGAUCCUAUGAGGCGUAAGCAACCGGAGGACAUCAGUAAACCGCUAGAAAAUUCUUUUAUUCAUACGGGUCACGGUGCUCCCUUCGGCAAAAGUUGGGGCAGCCCUAUUUACAUAGACGAUGUGUACUUGCGGAAUCCUAUGGAACCUCCCGACAUCGUGGGGGUGGCGACAGCGCCAGACAGUCACUUGAAAAAGAAAUUUUCCUGCGGCACACCGCGAUCGAGAAAGCAGUUCAAUUAUACGAAACUUCAGAACGAUAUACGAGCUAGUCCUGUGAAGUCGACGAACACCUCGGCUCCGAGCAGCAGCCAAGAGGGUAGUUUGAUCGAUUUAUCUCCGGAAGAGAUAGUAAACACUAAUGUAGCACAAUCAGAUACUGCCUGUCGGCGGGUGGUCAAUAUUCUUGACGAACCAAUCGACGACAUGGAAAGACAACAAACGAAUUGGCAGGAAGACGAUCCCCGGACCUACGCCAAUUUCCCAGGGAACGUUGAUCCUGCUUAUUCGGACCCUUUUGACACGUCUUCUGUAUUCAUGAAACUUCCACACUCGAGAUACUACAGCCACGUUCCAUCAGAUGUCAGCAGUCGAUACUUCAAGACUCAGACGUAUGGGAGUGUACAGAAUCAAGACGCCAGUGGCAGCCAGAGCAGCGCGAAUUACUUCGCUCCAGAAUCUGGGUCAGACGUGAAUCAUUAUUCUAUAAACUUGAGUAAGGAGAACAGAAAUGACAGUAUUAAUUUAAACGUGAACGUCGACUCUGAGGAGAACAACGCGUACAGUCAGAAUCACUAUACCGAAAUAGACAAACCUAGUCCUCCCAUGGCGAAUUGGUCGAAUUGGCCAGAGGAUAUGCAAACAGAGUCACAGACGUAUGUAAAUGUAACUAGCCGCAAUGUGCCGAAUACUGAAGUACCUCCCCCUCCGCCUGUCGCUCCCAACGAGAGUCCUGUAAAGCCAAAAUCGAACCACGACCUAGCACAAACUCUGAGCGAGCUGACCAUCAACGCGUGCAACGUUUCUCCCAAGAAACUAGACCCAGCUUUUCUAGCCGAAUUGGAAAAGCACCUGGGCGAGAAAGAGGCGAGCAAGAAUAUGAACGCAAGUCAGCAGAAUCCAGAAUCUUCUGACUCUUACUCUUCUGUGAAUAAGUUGCAAGAGAAUACGAUUCCGGCGUUGAGACCUCCACCUCAGUCUGCGAAGCCCAAGUCUCCUCAAAUCGAUUACAGAAGCAACAACCUGCCUAGCAAGGUGCAAAACUCCUGGCAGUCUAAGACUUCGAACAUUCAACAACCUCGCAUACAGCCUGCUGACCAGCAACGAGUCUUAGAGACGAGUACCGAGCAAAUGGUCGGUCAGAUUUGGCAGCAGGCACAGACAUCCCAGCACAGCACCUAUGGUAAUACUCAGGCGAACUUGAACCUAUUACAAAUCGCGCCCAGUAACUUAAGUAACCAGUGCAACGUGUCGAAGACGAACUUCAACCACGGACAGAAUUCGUUACCCACGGCUAGUCAGGCUGUCCACAUUCAGAAUCUUCCUCUGUCCAGUACGACCCACGGGAUAACUCAGAUCCAGAACGAUCUCCAGCAAGCACACUCCAGCAACGUCGUCCCAAAGCCCGCCACUAUGGUGUUCUCGGAACAAGUGUACGCAGAGCUGAAACAGACAGUGCCAAACCUGGACCAACUGUCCCAGAACGAGUUCAAUACUUUAUACAAUAAGACUGUCCAACAGAAUAUCCUCAGGAACCACUAUGCUGCGAGUGGUUCGUCCGCUUCCAACUCCACAAGUAACCUAAGUCAUAAUCACCAUCCGGAGGGGACGGCCGGCUCCUCUCAGGUCCGUUCUGGCCCGGCAAGGAAUCUGUCGGUCCAGAGUCAUCUCUGCGACUUCAGCCCCCACCUGAAACAACCUCCCGUGUACAAUCCUCCUCCGCCAGCCUGGAGUCCCAUGAAGUCUGUCCAAAACGGACUGGUGCAGAUCCACAGUGUCGCGGCCAAGUCCAAUUUAGCGAGUAAUCUGGCGACUAAUUCCAAUCUAUUACAACUAACGCACACGAACGUACCUCAAGAGGGCGCCGUGACGCCACAGACUUCCGUAACGCGAGUUCUGCCUCCUCAGAUGAACGAGACGGUCGUUAAUACUCAAUUAGCCCCCUCCGCAUCCGCGUACCCCUCCGGCGUGAGCCCCCCUCUGACGGCCGCAUCACAGCAGCUGGUGAUGUCCCUCAACGACGAGUUCCGUGCAAACAAAGUGAUGAAGGUGCAACGAGAGGCGACCGACGCGUCGCAACAGGAAAUACUCACAGCUCUGCAGGCCACUGGGUGGGACACUAAUCAGGCAGCCAAACAGAUCCUGAAGGACAGGCAGGCCAAAGUAGAGUCCCUUUUCAGAUUAGGCUUGGCAGACAGACAGCAGUGCGAGGGUGCUCUGAAGCAGACUGAAUACGACGUAGAUUUAGCGGCCUCCGUCUUGCUAGACCAGGUCAGAUGAAGACAGACUCAAUGCGACCCGUCACGAAACCAUUACUUGAAAAUAGUGUAAAAUAACUGUAGCGAUAUAUAUACUGUGUUAAACGUAAUGUAUAUUUAUAAACGAUAGCCGUUCACGCGUAAGCACGAAGCUACGGGCUACAGGUAUAGAGUUAGACAAGCGUCUCUUUGAUCGGAUAUUUGAAAAACUUGGAAAAAGUGUACGAUGAUCGAGAAACACUAAUUGCAUUCCAGAAAAAAAGAAAAAGAUAUGCGCACUUCCGUAGCGAAUCGUCUUGGACGUUGCUUUUGUGCCAGCGUGCAACUGCUCGACUUCGAAGCGGACAGUUUUUCGAUAAAGAGAUGACUGAAAAUUUUUUUGACAAUAUUCUUAUGAGUUAUUGUCGAAAGAGUGUUUCUGUUUGCUUUUCUUGACAUCGAUUUGUUAAUCUUUGUAUGGGCAACCGGCUAUCCAUUUAUUUAUUAAUAAUUAUGUUCUUUAAAUAUUCAUUCAGUGGGUACUUGGUUAUCCAUACAAAGGCUGGCAUGAUAAUUAGAUUUUGAAAGUAGUUUUCAUUGAAAUUUUUGAGAAAAUGUUUUUUAGUAGGAUUUCUAUUCAGUGAACACCUCUGUUCAUUUGUGGUGAAAAUAAAAGGAUUUCUUCAAGAAAUAUAAUUUUGAGAAGUCCAGGGUGUUUGAUAAAGAUGGCUGCCAAUUAAAAUGUGGGACCACUUUCUGAAACACCCUGCAUUUCAUUGAAUAUCAUAACAAUUUUUUCCAUUGAUGAAAUUUUUGUACGUCUUCCUAAAUUUUUUCAUCGUAUACCACAAAUGAACAAAAUAAUUGUAACAAAUGAUACAUUUUCGUCCAAUAGUUGAGAGCUGAAGUUCUUCGCGUCAGUGAACUGUUUAUAAUUGAAGGUACGUGACCGGAAGUGAAACGGGUCACUGUGUUCCGUUCAGCCUUCUGGAAUUCCAUGUAAAAGAGAAGUCUUCUCUUAUGUGUUUCAUACAUAUUCAUGACAGUAUCACCGUGAAAGUACUCGUAAAUUUUUUAUGCGAAGUAGGAGAAUAGAAAUCGACAGUGUGGUCAGUUACGAGACACGAAUUUAAUUACUGCACAAAUGAUAAAAAUGUUCUUUAUUUUAAUCUCCAUUUUUUGACGCGAAGGCUUCAAAUUCAAAUUCAACGAACGACACUAGCGACACGGUGGAGCUUCCAGCAGGCACAACUCCACAUAACCUACGUUUCGUCGGUACGAGUUGCGUUGCUAUUGUUCAAAGCCAGCUCAGCCAAGCAAAAACAAUAUCUGAGCUGGCAUAAUUGCAGCCUUAAAUGUUUCAGAACACGAUCAUGAGUGUUUUCCAACGAAACGCGACGCAACGCCGGCUGACGAAAGCCUCGAAUUCUUCGUAAAAACACGAUUCGAUUACACCCGGAUAAGAAAAUGUUGCGCGACAAAACGUUGAAUUUUUGUAACUGUGAUAUGCGUUGCUAAAGGCUCUAGGCAGUACCGUUCAGAGGUAGAGAUAGAAAAGAGAAGAACAGAGAACUUUCCUUUUCUCUGUUGUCCUUUCUUUAGGGAUAGAUGACUGUAGAUGGCAAUCGUGUGUCCAAGAGUGUACAUAGCCGUUUCAGUGACUGAGUUAAGCUUAUUUCUUUCUUUACUACGUUUAUUUCCGCUCGAUCGCGUGGCCAGAAACGAUUUCGAGCGUAAUUGGAUCGCGUGCUUCAAUUGUUUCGCUUAACUUUCGAGACAGAGAGCGUUAUUUUAUGCAGAAAGGAACAAAAGCAGCACUUUGUUGCAAUUAUUUGUUCGAAUUCGCGCGGUCAGAGGGCGCUGUAGUAUUAGAUAGGUUAGGAACGCCCCUUGGGGGCGUGGCAUCGACAUGGUGGGGAUAAAACAACACAGUAUUUCCAGAUGCUGUACUAUAAAUAUAUAUUUUCCACUGAAUCAUUGGAGAAACAAUCGCCAUAAUAAUUAUCUUGAUUUUUCAAGAAAUGCUGAUUAAUUUUAACAAAGUCCAAAAUCACAGGUCUCACGGUUACACGAGAGAUCAUUAUUGGAAUUCCUUGCAAGAGCAAGGUUUAACUUCACAAUCCUUUUACUAAGCAUGAUUCAGUCGAGAUUCCUUUCUGCAUAGCAUCGUUCCAACUUACGGAAGCAGGAAACACUGUGAUUGUCGAGAGCCACCCUUGUAUUUUCUAAACGCCAGACAGAGUCACUAUUUUUCUAGCCAACGGAUAAAGAAUAUAGAACCAGUACACUGACAGUGUUUCCAAGUUUCUUGCCAAAUCGAUCGCGCCUUGAUAAAUUUCAAUUAGUUGACGCAGCAUGCAUGAAAAAAGAGCGCACCAUUGCAAAAUCGAAAGUUCACUCUACUCGCGAUGGUCCGCGCUCUAUUGUAGGCUCUCUAAUUUGCUCCCCGGAAGUCAGUCCGUUUUUUGAUCUCCCUGCUGUGUAUCAACGUGCGAAUCCACACCAUGGGGCCUCGGCUAUCUUGGUCACCAUUGUGGGCCCAGCAAAUGUUUGAUAUUCACGAAUAAAUAACAGAUAAUGAAUGAGAACCGGGUCUACUUUCAUUCGCGUGAACAAUUAAUCUUCUCGAGGCUAUACUUUUAAUAAUUUGAUUCAAUAUCGUGCACCCAUAUUAGGCAAAUUAAUAAACUAUUUAAAUUUCAUCAAAAUAUUUAAAAAUAUAGCAUUCAGAAGUUAGUAAUGUCAUCGGGUUGGCGCUACUAGCGCCACCUAUACCGCCAAAAUGCGGCCCAAGUGUCUUGAAACGAUAUUAUUAAAAUUCCUAGAACAUUGUAUUGCUAAAUAAGAUCAUAUUGUGAAGGGUUAAACUGCUUCAAAGGGAAAGCAAGAAAAACGGAAAUAUACAGUCAAGGAAGGUUCACACUGUAAACGAGAUCGAGGAAAGUGCCGGAUGAUUCCGGCUUUCUAGCGGUUUCAGUUUUCGAUAGACCGGAUCGAUCUGUAUCGCAUGAAUAUUCACGAUCACUAACGAAGAGCAAAACCGUUGGAUCGGUAUUUUCAUGGUUGCUAACGAUCGUUGACUUUAUAUCGUCGCGAAGAUACUGGAAUAUCGAAUAGGAUCUGUUCCCAUUUUCUUUCAGUUACGAGAUUAAUUUUAUCCAGCGUUCACUGCUGUCUUAUUUGUGAUCGUAGCGUUAUAUUACCUUUAUAGCUGCCUUGUGAUUUGAUUGAUAUCUUCGAUAUUGUAUUAUGUUUACCGACCAAUUAUAUUUUGUAUACUGAUUU